GUCAUUUUUCUUACGCAGAUAUUGCACGUAAACCAAACUAUUUCUGAAAAUAAAUCUGAUUUACGUUAAUUUUAUACGCCUAAUAUUGUGAAUUAAAUGAAUUAGACGAGUUAAUUAAUACCACAAUGCCACUUACGGCAAGACAACGAAGUAUACACAAUAAAAAUGGAGCCAAAAGGGCGACCAGCUUUAGCAAAGGGAAGCGAAAAGCUACCGAAGGGGAGUUCCUCGUAACCAAUGCACCAUCAGACCUCCGGAGCAUAGCGUAUCCUGGUGGGGCAGUAGCCCUAGGUCUGCUUCUGACUGCCCGUAUUGUUUCCGCAUACUGGGGUCAUAUAGCUGACUGUGAUGAAACUUAUAACUAUUGGGAGCCAUUGCAUUAUUUAGUAUAUGGCAGUGGUCUCCAAACAUGGGAGUACAGCCCAGUGUACGCAAUCCGCUCAUACAUGCCACUCUGGUUGUUUGCUGUGCCUGCCAAGAUACUGGCCUGGUUCAUGACUCCUGUCUCAGUGUUCUACUCCCUACGAGUGCUACUAGCGGUCCUUUCGGCUUGUGCUGAGCUUAUGUUUUAUAAAGCCAUAUGCCACGAAUUCGGCGUUCACGUAGGCCGUGUCUGGCUAGCCAUGACCCUCCCCGCCGCGGGUAUGUUCGCGAGCAGUUCUGCGAUGCUUCCAUCUGCGUGGAGCAGCGCGUUGUGCAGCGCUGCGCUCGCGUGCUGGUGGCGCAGACGUUACCCGACCGCUAUAUUCUUGACUGCCGCCUCUACACUGCUUAGCUGGCCAUUCACAGCACUCCUAGGCGUCCCCAUAGCAAUCGACAUGGUUUUAAUGAAGGGACAAAUUGUCGACUUUCUCAAAUGGUCUAUCAUUUCCCUUAUCGUAAUCCUGGUGCCAACAGUACUAGUGGAUUCAUGGCAUUACGGUAGACUAGUAGUGGCCCCAUGGAAUAUUGUCGCCUAUAAUAUAUUUACCGAACAUGGACCCGAUUUGUAUGGAGUGGAACCAUGGACUUAUUACUUUGUGAAUGGAUUCUUGAACUUUAAUAUUGUUUGGGUCCUAGCCCUAUCAUCCCCAGUAUACCUGGUAGCAUGCACAGCGAUGACGUCCCGGUCGACAGCGCGGGCGAUGUUCUGUGCUCCCUACUGGUUGGACCUGCUGCCGCUCGUACUGUGGCUCGCUGUCUUCAUGCUGCAGCCGCAUAAGGAGGAGAGAUUCCUGUACCCAGCAUACAGUAUGAUCAUCCUCUCCGGCGCCAUAGCUCUGGACUGCUUACAAAAGAUGACGUUCGCUGUCGGUACGGAACUGUUUCGCUGGCGAAGGGAGCGAGAGAGGCGACACUAUCUAGCUUAUACGGGCCCUCUGAUGGUCAUGUGUGUGCUUAUAGCGGGCGUUGCUGGUCUAUCCCGCAUCGCCGCCCUCUAUACGAACUACAACGCCCCCAUGCGGAUACUCCGUGACUUACCCCCAGCUCCUGAAGAAGUGGAGCUGCGGCUGUGCUUCGGCAAGGAGUGGCACCGCUCGCCCUCCAGCUUCCACCUGCCGCCCGCCUACAGCGUCAGGCUCAUACCCAGCGAGUUUACUGGGCAGCUGCCGGCGCCUUACAGCAACACACACAAUGCAACUCGUCUCAUUCAUCCUCACUUCAACGACAUGAACAAAGGUGACAAUAGAACGUACAUCAAACCGAGUGAAUGCCACUACUUAGUAGACUCUUCCAUCGGAAAACCUUCAACCCUCGAACCAGCAUACCACAAAGAUCCAUCAUGGGAAAUUAUAUCCAGUGUUGCCAUACUCGACGCUCAAAAGUCCCAUCAAGUGUUCAGAGCGUUCUAUGUGCCAGUGUUGUCAAGUAAAAAAAAUGUUUACGCUAACCUGUAUUUGUUGAAGAAUAAGGUGCUGGUUUAAAUUAAGGAUGUUUUUGUAAGUAUUUAUACAUUUUUAAUAAAUAUUUUAAUGGUUGUAAUGCUGUGACAUUGAUAUUUCAAAGUUUUUCACAUGAUAUUGAUUGAUUUUUAUAAACUCUAUGUCGUAAACAUACUACGCACUCCUUCUAUUUAAGUGACAGGUACUAAAAAUGUUUAAAUACCUACAAUUCAAAUAAUGUUACCAUAAACACUGAGGUUGGUCUUGAUACUGUAGACUGUUGCCAGUUCGAAACAUCUUCUAAAUAGCAAGUAAGAUAUUAUUGCAAUGCGUUUAUUUACAUUUAUUACCCUUUACUGGUGAUACAAGGCGCCAAGUUUAGUCGGGCGCAAUAUUUGAAGAUUUCUUUUCGGCAACAUGGACGCCAGAAUAAUUUAAAUCGGGAUGAAUCUUACUUGAUCAAAUCUCAGUGUAAAAUCCUACAAUAAAUAAAACAUAUCAACGUAAUAUGUUUGACUCACAGCACUGAAUAGCUAUAGUACCAUCCUAAAUACGGAGCUAGUCAUAAUUUAACAAAUAUUAUGCUUGAAUUAUGUCAUUAAAAUAAUUAGUUGUAAGUACCUAUUUAGUGCAAUAAUAAUUUUAUGUCAAUUUUAUAAACGAUGCAAAAGUCUGGACAAAAUUGCAUCGGCAGCUUACAUGAUAUUGAUACCUACAAAGUAAAUUCAUAAUGGUAUAGUUCUCGUUAAAGUCAAUGGCGGUCCGUAGCUAAAUUCCGAGCAGAAGAAAUUUAAGCAUUGAAGAAUUUUCAUGGUCGAGUACUUAAUAUUACAAUAAUAAAUCUCGAAGACGUAUUUCCAUGAUUUUAAUCCAAAGAACAGGUUAAAAUUUUGCCUGGUUUAUCCUAAGCAAUUUAAAUGCAUUGAUAAGCGCCUAAAAGAAUUAAAAUAUAAAUGAAAGUCGACAAGUACGAUAUCCAUACAAAAUUAGAAGUCUUAUAACGUCAUUUAAGUCACUAAAUACAAUACUGAGGUUGUGUAACUAAUUUGAAUAUUGGAGCUAUAAAAUACUUUUUAUCAAGUUAGGUAGGCCAGGAAGAGGCAUUUUAUCUUAGCUAUACAAAGACCAUAGAAAUAUCUGUCAGGAAUAGGAGGGAUCCAAUCAAAAAAAGAAUCCAGGGAUGAAUUGUUUACGGAAUCUUUGAUUACCUUCUUGACUGUACAGUUGUAACACUGACAAAUUAACACGUAAGAUCGACUUACAUCGCAACGUGUUUAUUCAAACAUGGCUCUUACUGCGAUACAAUAAGGGUCAUUUUUCAAUGUAACAGCAAUUUGUCAGCAGCUAAGUAAAAUAAUUGCAUGCACGGUUUCUGUACUGCUGGUGAAAUAUAAGUGUGCUUAAGGUGCACCUCUGCUUAUCUAUUCGAGAGAGAAAGCCACAAUGAUAUGACUUAAGAAAAUAAUGGUUUGCCACACAGGUUGUACUUUGCAAGAGAAGUUUUAGCACGAAGGAGUCCUUACUUAUAGUAAAUUAAUGUAAUAUAAUUAAUAAUAUUCAGCUAGAAUAUUAAUUUGUAUUUUGCAUUUUUAUAAGCACGACGCAAUUAUGAUGUAACUGUUGUUUUGUGAUUUUAUCUAUAUUUUUUUAUUAUUAAAGUUAUUUCUGAA
Messenger RNA from Helicoverpa zea (corn earworm), 3532 nucleotides. RefSeq names its product alpha-1,2-mannosyltransferase ALG9 (gene Alg9). Gene Ontology annotation, biological process: protein N-linked glycosylation. Bases 126 to 1904 code for a protein of 592 amino acids. Lineage: Eukaryota; Metazoa; Arthropoda; Insecta; Lepidoptera; Noctuidae. The record is from RefSeq and is a predicted model, not a curated record. Gene Ontology annotation, molecular function: alpha-1,2-mannosyltransferase activity. The transcript is spliced from 9 exons. Gene Ontology annotation, cellular component: endoplasmic reticulum membrane.